GGACACAACACAUGGACACGUCAUAUUUUCUUUGUUACACUUCACUGCUUAACAGUUUUUUACAGAGUCUUCUUUUUUUUGUCUCCAUAGUCCAUGAGUCCAUAGUGAUUUUGCUUACUCUUUGGUCUUUCAGCGAGAUCUAGUGAAUAGAUUGAAUGUUCCAAGCUAUGGCAUAUUCAGUUUUGUGUUUUUUUGCGGUAGCUCAUUGGUAAUUCAACCCUGACACUGAGAUAGAUGGGUGAAUCAAUAGCAGAUGUUUCUAGGGUUGAAGAUAAGAUGGGAGAGACAAUCACAGCUGCCUCAAAACCUGGUAUGGAUGCGUCUGUUUCUUUUGGUAGGUUUGAUAAUGAUUCACUGUCUUGGGAGAAAUGGUCAGCUUUCUCCUCCAAUAAGUACUUAGAAGAAGUUGAGAAGUGUGCAACACCUGGAUCAGUAGCUAAAAAAGCAGCCUACUUCGAUGCCCAUUACAAGAAGAUUGCUGCUCGCAAAGCUGAGGUAAUGGAUCAAGAUAACCGGAUUGAAAAUGAUCAGUUGAGGCCAGAGAAUCUAAAUGUUACAGAUCUGACUAGUAAUGAUAGUGGUGCUGGUUCUGAAUUCAAUGCAUCUAAUAGCUACGGUUCCACAGAAGAAGUUGUUAAGCAAGAAACCAACCUGGUCAGUGAGGUGAUUAGGGCCCAUGCGGAUGAUCUGAAGGAGGACACUCCAAUCAGAAUAGAAGAUCAAAGGUCAUUAGCUGAGGGAGUGAAAGAAGAAAAUGGUGGCUCAGUAGAUAGCCCCAGGUCAAGCAAACCAGAACUGACCCAUUUAGUACAAGAAGAAGAAGAAGAAGACACUGCUGUGGUUGAGUUUCAAGACAUAAAGGAAGUUUCUGUCGCUGUUGUGGUAAAAGAAGAAGAAGUAGAAAAAAAAGCUGCUUUGCUUGAAUCUAGAGACAUAAAGGAAGUUCUGCACAAUUUGAAUGCUAAGAUAGGAAAUGAUCCAAAAGUUAAGGAGCAAAAGGCGAAGUUGGACCAUCCAAAGGAAUCUAAGAAGGUUACUCCAUUGAAGAAGGAGAGAAAUGUGGCAAGGCUAAAUAAGAAACCAGCAUCACCUGUAACUAAAGCAUCACAUAUUAGCACUCCUAAAGUGUCAAAGGCUGCACCAACCUCCACAGCAUUAUCUGCAUCAAGAUCUUCAACAAAGAAGGGAAAUGAUUCAUCUUUACCAACGAGGAAAAAUCCUUCUAUUGUUGAAAGUAAGAAAGUUGCUCCUAAAUCCCUGCACAUUUCCUUUAGCUUGGGUCCUACAAAUUCUGAUCAAGCUUCGCUUACAACGAAUCGAAAAUCCUUAAUUAUGGAGGAAAUGGGGGACAAGGACAUUGUCAAACGAGCAUUCAAGUCAUUUCAAAAGAAUUACAACCAACCGAAAUCUUCCGGUGAUGAGAGAUCUCCAGUACCUAAACAGGUGGCUACAAAGGGGACAGAACCAAUGGUUUCCACUUCUAUGACUCCACAAAAAGAGAAUGGAGGGUCACUCAAAGCAGGCGGUGCAGAUAAAAGAAGUGUUAAGGCGGCCCCUUCUUCUUUUGGCUUGAAAAGUGAUGAAAGGGCAGAAAAAAGAAAGGAGUUUUUAAAGAAAUUGGAGGAAAAGUCUAACGCUAAAGAGGUAGAGAAGACACACCUUCAAUCAAAAUCAAAGGAGCAAAAAGAGGCAGAAAUCAGAAAGUUAAGACAGAGUCUUAACUUCAAAGCUACACCCAUGCCAGGCUUUUAUCGGGGACCAAAAAUGUCAAAAAGCACUUCAGAUAAGGAAGUUUCUAAGAAUGAGACUCAUCGGUGAACCAUGUUCUUUGUUUGGGACUCAUGCAUCAUCUUGUAAGAAACAUAUCUGGUUUGGAGGAUAAUCCUUUUGUAGAAGAAGAAGAUACAAAUGAAGGAAUUGCUUCUCCACGGGACUUGUGCCAUAAUACAUUAUUCAGCCAAAAGCAAAUAGUCACUGAUGAGGCGCAGACUGCAUAUCUGAAUGGCUAGAAGAGAACCCAUAUUAAUAAUGUGUAGGAGAUAUGGAAGAGGUUGGGGCUCUGCUAGAUUACAUGGCAAAUUGUUACCCUUAGUCUCAAACCAAAUAUAGAUAAAGCAAACAAAAAGGUAUAUAAAUUGUUGGACAGUUAGAAUUAAUUUAAUUCUUGUGGUUGGUUGCCAUUCUAUAUUUGUUCUGGCACUUGGUUAUUUUGUUGAAAGCUGAAAGUUGAAACUAUGAUGUCUGUUUCUAAUAAUAAUCUGGCCUAGGUGAACCAUUAUGGUUUGAUUAAGAUUUUAUAUUGUGGAGUGACCAAACCUUUUAUUGAA
Messenger RNA from Quercus robur (English oak), 2327 nucleotides. RefSeq names its product protein WVD2-like 7. The record is from RefSeq and is a predicted model, not a curated record. The transcript has 8 exons. The coding region runs from base 235 to 1818 and encodes 527 amino acids. Lineage: Eukaryota; Viridiplantae; Streptophyta; Magnoliopsida; Fagales; Fagaceae.